Stylonychia lemnae is the source of this 4758-nucleotide messenger RNA. Lineage: Eukaryota; Ciliophora; Spirotrichea; Sporadotrichida; Oxytrichidae. The record is from the annotation of a GenBank genome assembly.
AUGAAGUAAAAGAGAGAGACACAGUCAGUUAUUAAUCACAGAGACCUAAUUGUAACAAGAUUAGAUAAUGCAACACCAUCAUAAAGAUCUCACAAAACAGAGGAACUAAGAUUCGUAAAUGAGCAAACAAUACCAAGUCUUACCGAAGUAUAGUUAAAAUUUUUCACAACUGAAGAGCUUGAAUCAAUUUACUUUAAGAUAAGCAGUAUGGAAUACAACAAAGAUAUUCAGCCUAAGCCGCAACUAAAAAAAUCAGCUCUUGUAGGAUCUCUUGUGGAAUCAAGCUUAAGUCGAAGUGAUAAUCUAGCAGAUCGAAGCCUGAAUCAAAUUCCCGAAUCUAAGAUUAAACAUCAUCUUUAUCAACACGUUAUGAAACUGGAGUUGAUGAAAAUCCACAAAAAAUUUAGACAUUUCGUGAUUUUUCCUGAGGAAAAGAGUUAAUAAAGGCUUUUGCUAUGCUUUUGGCUAUCUGUGCAUUAAUAAAAAGAUACUGUAUUGAAAUUCUUAUUUGACAGAUAUGAUUUGAUAUAGUAGAUUAUUUAGUAAUUAUACAAGCAAGCUGCUGAUUAAAAAGUUAGAGUAAUGCAAGAAAUAUAGAAUGAUGAAUUGUAUAUCUUAAAAGAAAAUCAAAGGGAAAUCGAUUUGAUUAAUGAUUAGGCUUUUGUAGGAAUUGAUCAUUUGGUGGAGUAAAAAGUUCCACAGUUCAUGAAAUAGCGAGCAAGAAUUCCAAUAAAUUUCGAUUUCUUGCCUCUAGAUAUUAAGGAAAUUUUAAAGUCAAAGGCAGAAUUUAUGAGAAGUCAAAACUAGACUCAAUCUGAAGAGAUUUCCCCUUUUAUGUCAGACCAAGAAGAAAGAGAAGCAAAGGAGAAGAUGAAAUAGCGUAAAAAAUUAAAACUUGACAUUAAUAUAAAAGAAAUUAAGAUACUCUUGAUGUCUUCAGCAGGAAGUAACAUUUGUAAUCAGAUUUUAAACAUAGCACUUAACGAUGAGGAAAAUUGGAUGGCUACAGUUUUAGCUAUUUACUACAAAGUAAAUGUUACUUAUCCUGCAGUAUAGAGAGCAUUAACUGUGAAAAAUAUGACAUUUAUUAAGCUUUUGUUUCAUACUGAUAAAUUUAGAGUUGAGUAGGAAAAACUAUAGAUGGCUGAAUCACUUUCAGUCGUUCAGAAAUUCCAUAUGACUAUAAAUCUGAAGGUAUUGAUUUAAAUCAUUCUACAAUUUAAGCAGGAAUGUAUGGAUCAUAUUAUUAGUGAUGAAAGAGUAAACUCAAUUAUUACAAGAGAAAAGUCGAAAGCAAGGGAAAAUAUUUUAUUGCUUUACAUUGAUUAACUAUUGCAAUCUUAGAGAAUGGAAUUUUCACCAAAUAAAUAAUUUGAUGCAGCGUUAGUCUGCGAGAUCAUAACUAAACUCUAUCAAGUACAUUCUUAUUUAAAAAACAACUGCAUUUAAACCUAGCAAAAAUUGAUUUAACUUGUAAAGAAAUUAAUAGAAAACUAGGACGACUAAAGUGUAUUAGAAAAAAUGCUAACUGAGUUGGAUCAUCGUAAAAAGUCUGCUUUAUAAAUAAUCAACGACCUAAACUUAUGCCAGAUGAUUAGCAGCCCCAAAGUUAAUUCAAUAAUGGAUGAACUCUGGAUAGGAAAAGAAAACGUCAAGUGCAACGGAAAGCUUCAAGAUUUUUCUUGUUUGUACUCAAGGUUAUUAGAUCCUUUUGACUACAGCAAUAUUUCGUUUAUCUAUGACAAUUAUGGAAGAAGAACUAUUUCAAAUAAGUUGAGAUUUAAGGAUAUUUUAUUUGGGAGUUUUGUUAAGCCUAAAGUAAUUGAAGAAAAUUACUGGUUUCAGUAUAAUUAUCGUCACAAAUCUAUUUAGUUUCUCUUCUGGAAGGAGUUAGUAUUUUCUGUUUUCCAUGUAGUAGUUUUCUAAUAUAUCGGAUAUUCUUAUCUAAAUUACUUUAAACUGAGAAAUAUUGAAAUAAAUGGAUUGAAGAGGAAAGAUGUCUAUGAAGAAAAUGAUCCUGAGCUGAUUGAAAAUGUAGAGAGUCUUAUCAAUUAAUACAGUUCCUGGUCAACAUUUGGACUUCUUCUUUGCUUUACUCUUCUCAUUCAUUUCUCGCAAAAGAUAGCAUUUUCAUUAUUCACUAAAAAGGGUUUCAAUUUAGAUCUUUGGACUAUAAUAGAUUUAAUAACUGCAGUAUGCAACACAUUUUGCCUCUACAUCACUGGAUUUGUGACUCCUAGAAAUAUCCUUGAUCGAUUGAAGAAACAAAAUUUAGACUUCUAUGUUUGUGCCGUGGUCACUGUCACUUGGAUAAGGUUUUUCGCUUACUUUUUGAUAAUCAAAAAAGUAAGUAAACUACUGAUUACUCUGGUUACCAUGAUAUUUAAUACUAUGUCUUUCUUCUUUAUGUUUGUAUGCUACAUGAUUAUAGCAGCCAGUAUAUUCAAUAUGAGAUUUGGCAACGUGGCUGAAGAUAUGUAUGGAUCAUUCUUUAUAUCAGCUAGGACCCUGUUUGAUUCUAUGCAAUCAAAUUAUGAGUUUAGAAACUUUGGUCCGUAUGAAAGAUCCUAUGACAUAAUGUUCAUUAUACAUCAGAUUAUCACAAGAAUUUUUAUGCUAAAUUAUCUAGUUGCUGUACUGACUACUAUAUACUAAUAUAUGAUAAUUUAAGGAGAAUACACUUACAUUAGAAUGAGAUAUUGGUUUUACAAAAGAUUUUAGGACAUGUUUGUAUCAAAAAAGCAUUAUGAUAUCUAAGCAAAGGAUAGAACUGAAAAUUCUUUAUGCGAAUUAUCAAUGCAUCCUUGCCCUUAAAAUUUAAUUGGCUUUUAUAUAGGAUUGUUAGGAUUUCCAAUGCUUUUAAAGUUUAGCUGGAGAAUCAAAAUUCUGAAAUUCACUGGCUAUAUUUACUAUUGGCUUGAAAAUAUCACCUUUUUAAUUGCGUUUUUCAGUGCUGAGCUAAUUUGCGGUUUGGUAGUGUACUUUAAAAUUCUGAUAAUUUUCAAUAUUAAAAUUAUGCAAAAAAGAAAGGCAAUAUGGUUCGCGAUGCUCUGGCUAUUUGUUGGACUCCCUAUAAUUAUACAUUUAGCUUUUUACGACUGCUUUAAUCUAUUUAGAAUCUUAAAACGAUAAAAAGACAAAUAAAAACUUGAAAAAGAAAAAUUAAAGAAGCAAAGAGAUAAGCAUAUUAAAAACCUACAGAUCAGUAUUCUAAAUGAAGUAAUUGAUAGCAUGAGAAAACUUUUUGAUUAGAUUUAAGGAGAUCAAAAGACUGUACGUCAAAGAAAACAAUCGAGCGGGUUAAAUAGAUAAAUGCUUAAUCUUUUUAAGAAUAAGGAAGAUCUAGUUAAAAGGUUAUCUGAAUUGAAAAAGGAGGUGCUCAAUCCAUAGAAACUGGAUACAUCUUUUACAAUUGAUAAGGAUUUAGUUAUAAUGACAUGGCUAAAACUUAGAAAGCAAAGAAUUUAGGCUUCAAGAGCUAAGAGAUUUAGUAAUAAUAACCCCAAAAAAUCAAGUGCAUCACAAGGAAGGAAGUCAACUCUUUUCUUAACACCAAGCAGAAUGUAAUCAAAUAUAACAUAAGGGCUAAAUUUUAAGCAGAGUCCAUCUUUGAAUAUGGGUAAUAGGCUUCUCUAACAAGUUAUAGAUCACAAUGUAUAAAAAAGAAAAAGUUCCACUAGAAUGGCUAAUCAAGGAAUGUUGGCAAGAAGACAAACUACCUAAGUUAACAAAUAUCUAAGAGAUUUCUCAAAAAGGAUAUCACAUGGAAGCAAAAGAGUGAGUAUUGCUAAAAGCUAGAUAGGAUUCACUCAAAAAAGAAAAAAUGGCUCGAAUUUUAUGAGCAAAAAUCUUGGUUUAAGCAGUGGUUAGCUCAAUACAUUUUAGGAUAUUGAAGAUGAGAGUCAAUAUCUUAAAAAUAUUACUGCUGUUGAUGAAUCUUUAAUGGGAAUCAUUGAAAACUUUUUGAAUAGAUUCAUUUUUGUAUCAAAGUAUCAAGGUCAUAAUCAAGUUAAUCUGAAACUAUGCCUCUCCGCUCUACCUUCAAAAUUAACUAAUGAGAACUUUCAUAAGAUUAAGAUGAUCAACUUUGUUAAAGUUUAGAUGGCUAUGGUUUCAUUUCAAAAUUAAAAAUCAGAUCAGUUGUUUACUUAUUAUGAUACUAGAAAUAAAGCAAGAAUUCAUCAGUUGAAUUCCUAGGCUUCAGAAACCUAAGAUCUGAGUAAAGAAUUAUUGCAAUACUCACUUUAGACAAAGAAUAAGAUAGUGAAGCUGUUUAAACUUGAGAGAGAAUUCAAAAAAAUGGAGAAAAAGAGAAAACAAGAAAAGGAUGUAAUUAGAAUAAAUAUUUAGCAGCAUCCAGAUAUUAAAAAGUCAAGUAAUACAAUAACAUCUGAGAAAACUAGCUUAUUCCCAGUUGUUGAGGAAAGUGAAUUUGGAGAGUAUGAUUUAGGUCAAAGCUAAAAUAAUAAAGAUUUCCUCAAUAGGAUGAAUAACCCUAGUACGAGUCAUGCAAUGGAUAAUUAGAGUAUAUUUUCGACUCCUGAUAAGAAUCAUUUCGACCAAUAAGAUGCAAUCAGCAACAUAAAGUCAAAUUAUUCAUAAAGAAUAUCUAUUGUGGACUAAUCUAUGGAGUAUUCUAUUUAAUAAUCAGCAGGAGAUGAUUAAUCAUAUUCAAAUAGUAGCUUCACAUCAUUUUCAGAUGUUAUUAAAGAAGAAACAGAAAGUAAUCUAUCUUCAAACAAAGAUAAAAGCUAUUGA